Messenger RNA from Amphibalanus amphitrite, 1990 nucleotides. RefSeq lists its product as uncharacterized. Bases 45 to 1550 code for a protein of 501 amino acids. The transcript has a single exon. The record is from RefSeq and is a predicted model, not a curated record. NCBI's taxonomy places the organism in Eukaryota, Metazoa, Arthropoda, Thecostraca, Balanomorpha, Balanidae.
UGAGGGUGGCCUGCUCUAAGAGAUCUGCGGCAGAAGGCGGCGCGAUGCGGACGCACGGCGGCCCGGAGCGCUACCGGCUGGUGGUGGUGGUAGGUGUGCUGCUGGUGGUGAUGACGGCCGCCAUCGUGGGCGUCACCGUCUGGGUGGUGACGCAGCAGACGGCCGGCGACGCAGCGCCGCGCCGGCCCUCCGAGACCGUGGUCAACUACGUCGGCUGGGAGGAGGCGCCGCCGCCCGAGAGCGACUCCCACAUCAUCUCCGGCGACCAGCGGCAACAGGUGAGCGCGUCCACCGCCGAGCCGACCACCACCCGGAGCGGCCUGGACAGCGCGCAGAUCCAGGCCAGCCUGGCACAGCUGGGGCCCAACCGGCAGCUGCAGCUGGACCAGCUCCAGCCGGGAGACUACUCCCAGAACGUGGCCGACGUGAUGAAGCAGCUCCAGCAGCAGCAGGACCAGCUGGGACAGCAGACGACGCAGCGGCAGCAGCAGCCGAUUCGCCAGGGCGGCACCAUUCAGGGGUACGGCGUGCUGGAGACGUACCAGCACGACCUGCCGCCGGCGUGGCCGUCCGGUCCCGGCGCCAACCCCGACCGCAUGGGCCAGUCCUUCGAGGGCGUGGCGCAGCCGUACGACCCCGCCUUUUCGGCGCCGGGCAGCGGCGGGGCUUGGAGCGGUCCCGGGCGGCAGCAGCUGGGUCACGAGGGCCAGCACCAGGAGGGGAUGUACCGCCCGGGGGACCGCCCGGGAGACCGGUACGGGGAGCGGCCCGCAGACCCGGCGAACGCAGGCCGCGGCGGCCAGCCGAUGGGGCUGCGGCCGUUCCGCGGCGACUCGGAUCGGGCGGCGUUCGCGCGCCGCGGCGAGCAGGAGCGGCCGCGCCGUCCGCCGUUCCGCAGUCGCGACGCGGCCAACCGCACCUACGCGGCCGACGACCCGGCGACCAACGCCGGCCUGGACCUGGCCGUGUCCGGCUGGUCGGCCUUCUCGUUCGGCAUGUUUCUGCUCAAGAAGCUGGUGCAGAUCAUGGGCUACGGCCGGCAGUCGCGCAUGGUGCCCGACGAGUCGAGCAUGUUCCUGCGCGCGCUCGACGUCGCCGGGAAGAUCGUCGGUUUCGACGCGACGGAGGAGCUGUCGGUGCUGGGCGAGGGUCUCUCCGAGGCCCGGUCGUUUCCGGAGACGGGUCCCGAGGACACCGCCGAGCCGGAGAUGUCGCGCGUGGACCUCGUCAACGGCCUGUUCCGCGUCGGUCUGAACAUGGUGAACCUGUUUACGGCCGAGGGCGAGCUGAACAUCUCCGAGUGUCUGUGGGGCGCCUACUGCGAGGACCUUCAGCGGCGCAGCGCCGACGGUACCGUCGACGGCAUCGUCGCCAAAGUGAACAGCAUCGGCCUGAAGCUGAUCCGCGGCGACGUGCGCGACUACAUCGGCGUCGGGCAAAUGAUGGACAUGGUGCGCGACUUUGAGGGCAGUCAGUGCCAGAAGCUGUUCCCGGCGUGCCACGGACCGCAGGCGGUACGGUUCGUCGGGGACCUGUUCGGCGGCGCGUGAGCGGCCGCUGCCGAGACGCUGAGUACGGGAGGGUGUGACUUGGUGCCCAUCAGCUCCACUCACGGGAUUGUGAGCACAUUGUGAUUCGUGAAUGCGUAGGUAUUUGAUGUUUCAGUUACAAGGCAGAUUUGUGAAUAAGCGGUAUGGGCAUGCCAACGGUUUGGCUACGUAGUCAGGUUUGUUGGUGAUGGCGGUUAAUUCUAAUGAUGAUGUUAGGAAGCAGGAUAAUCCAUACUAGGCCAGUUGCACUAAUGCUUGAAAGGCGUAUGUUCGUUCCGUUUUGUUUUUGUUUUGUUGUAGUGAACACCAUACCGCAUCGUGAUCAUUACCGUGUUGCACCGCAUGUAUUCCACAUCUCAAGGAGCUGGCUUUCAUCGGGUACCGAUUCUGUGCCGUGCAAUCACCACACUCGUACGUUCGCGUCUCGCCGCGGUCACCGG